Messenger RNA from Fukomys damarensis (Damara mole-rat), 3887 nucleotides. RefSeq names its product kinesin family member 23 (gene Kif23). The transcript is spliced from 23 exons. Gene Ontology annotation, cellular component: microtubule; kinesin complex; nucleus. The record is from RefSeq and is a predicted model, not a curated record. NCBI's taxonomy places the organism in Eukaryota, Metazoa, Chordata, Mammalia, Rodentia, Bathyergidae. Gene Ontology annotation, molecular function: ATP hydrolysis activity; microtubule binding; ATP binding. Gene Ontology annotation, biological process: microtubule-based movement. Bases 406 to 3285 code for a protein of 959 amino acids.
AUUAAAAAGAGUAAAACAGGAUAAAAAGUAUAUAUUUGAUUGCGGUGGUGAGAGAAUGGCACAUGUUUGUCAAACUCAUAGAAAAACACACCUGAGAGGAGUUUUCUUCAACUGUGCCUGAUUCCGCUUGCUCUUUUUGCGUCGUCGCCUAGGAGACGACCGGCCCCACUUCUUACUGCGCUGUCCGCCCCCUCGAGUCCCCGCCCCUUCCUCGCGACCUGGCACUGAUUGGUCCGUUUGAACAGCGCCUGGCGGGAGCGCGUCGGGACUCGCAGCGUUGCCCCCGGCCUUUCCGAGCUCAGCGCCUCCUCGGCCGAGUCCGGUGUCGCCUUCUCGCGGCGUCUUCCCUCCAUCGCCCGGCCGAGCCCCGAGUCUCCGGCGUGUGGGGCGCACGAAACUGCUGCCAUGGAGGCAAUGAGAGCUAAGACACCUAAGAAACCUGCAGUGAAAAAAGGAUCCCAGAAGAACCUCAAGGAGCCAGUUGGGGUGUACUGUAGGGUGCGCCCACUGAGCUUCCCUGACCAAGAGUUCACCUGCAUUGAGGUCAUCAGCGACACCACAGUGCAGUUCCACCCUCCAGAGGGCUACUACAAACUGAACAGAACUGGAAAUGACAAGGAGACUCAGUACUCCUUUAAGCAAGUGUUUGGUGCUCACACCAGCCAGCGAGAGCUUUUUGACAUCGUGGCGAAGCCCUUGGUAGAUGACCUCAUUCACGGCAAAAAUGGUCUUCUCUUUACAUAUGGUGUGACAGGAAGUGGGAAAACUCACACCAUGACAGGUUCUCCAGGUGAAGCAGGGCUGCUUCCUCGGUGCUUGAAGAUGAUCUUCAACAGUGUAGGGCCAUUUCAGGCUAAACGCUAUGUUUUUAAAUCUAAUGAUAGGAAUAGUAUGGAAAUUCAGUGUGAGGUUGAUGCCUUGUUGGAACGUCAGAAACGUGAAGCCACACCCAACCUGAAGACCCCCUCUGCCAAACGACAAGUAGAUCCAGACUUUGCAGAUAUAAUAAAUGUAGAAGAAUUCUGCAAAGUAGAACAAGUGGAUGAAGAUAGUGUCUAUGGUGUAUUUGUCUCUUACAUUGAAAUAUAUAAUAAUUACAUAUAUGAUCUGUUGGAAGAGGUGCCAUUUGAUCCAAUAAAGAGCAAACCGCCGCAAUCUAAAAUGCUGCGAGAAGAUAAGAGCCAUAACAUAUACGUUGCAGGAUGUACUCAAGUGGAAGUGAAAUCUACUGAGGAGGCUUUUGAAGUUUUCUGGAGAGGCCAGACAAAGAGACGCAUUGCUAACACGCACUUGAACCACGAGUCCAGCCGUUCCCACAGCGUGUUCAACAUUAAAUUAGUGAAGGCUCCGCUGGAUGCAGAUGGGGACAACGUCCUGCAGGAAAAAGAACAAAUCACUGUAAGCCAGCUGUUCUUGGUAGAUCUUGCGGGAAGUGAAAGAACUAAUCGGACCAAAGCGGAAGGGAACAGAUUACGUGAAGCAGGUAACAUUAAUCAGUCACUGAUGAAUCUGAGGACAUGUAUGGAGAUCCUGAGAGAGAACCAGAUGUAUGGAACUAACAAGAUGGUUCCGUAUCGAGAUUCAAAAUUAACCCAUCUGUUCAAGAACUAUUUUGAUGGGGAAGGAAAAGUGCGUAUGAUCGUGUGUGUGAAUCCAAAGACCACCGAUUAUGAAGAAAACAUGCAAGUCAUGAGAUUUGCAGAAGUGACGCAAGAGGUGGAGGUGGCCAGAGCAGUAGACAAGGCCGCAUGGGGCUUAACACCUGGGCGGCGAUUCCGAAACCAGAUCCGAGGAGGCCCAGUUGGAGAUGAAGCCUUGGUCUCCGAGGUGGGUCUACAGAGUUUUCCACCUUUGCCUCUGUGUGAGAUUUUGGACCUCAAUGAUGAGCAGACCCUUCCGAGACUGAUUGAGAGCUUGGAGAAGCAACAUCACCUGCGUCAAAUGAAGAUCAACGAGUUUACCAGACAAGCUAAUACUUUCAGUGCUUUGUUACAAGAAUUUGAAAAUGCUGUUAGAAAUAAAGAAAACUACAGUCAAGGAAAACUAAAUGAAAAAGAAAAGAUGAUUUCAGGACAGAAAGUGGAAAUAGAACGACUGGAAAAGAAAAACAAGACACUGGAACACAAGGUUGAGAUAUUGGAGAAAACAACAACUAUAUAUGAAAAAGACCGACUUAAUCUACAGCAGGAACUUGAAAACCAGAAUCAGCAACUUCAGCGACAAAUAUCUGAGCACUGCAGGUUGGAAAACAGGUUUCAAGGCGUGGUGGCUGAAAUGACAACAAAGUGGCAGAAAGAAUGCGACCGUCGCGUGGCAGCCACACAGCUGGAAAUGCAAAACCAACUUUGGGUCAAGGAUGAAAAACUGAAACAGCUGAAAGCUAUUGUUACAGAGCCCAAAACUGAAAAGCCCGAGAGACCCUCUCGGGAGCGGGAUCGAGAGCGAGUCCAAGAAAAAGCCACUCGCAGAUCAGCUUCUGCGUCUCCAGCUCUUUCUAGUAACUAUAUUGCUCAGAUUUCCAACGGCCAGCAACUCAUGAGUCAGCCACAGCUACGUAGGCGCUCUAACUCUUGGAGCAGCAUUUCUGUGGCUUCCUGUAUAUCGGAAUGGGAGCAGAAAAUUCCUUCGUACAACACACCUGGCAAUGUCACAUCUAUUGCGAGGCGUAGGCAGCAGGAGCCAGGACAAAGCAAAGCUUGUUGCGUGUCAGACAGAAGGCGAGGGAUGUACUGGACGGAAGGCAGGGAGGUGGUUCCUACGUUCAGGAACGAGAUAGACGUACAAGAGGAUCAUUGCUGCAGGAACGUACUACCAGUUGGUGUCCGACGCAGACGAUCCCGCUCUGCAGGGGAAAGAUGGGUAGAUCAUAAGCCCGCCUCUAACGUGCACAACGAAACAGUCAUGCAGCCACAGGUGCCCCGCGCUAUCACAGUAUCUGUUCCCAGUGAAAAGGCGCUAGCUAAGUGUGAGAAGUACAUGCUGACCCACCAGGAACUAGCCUCCGAUGGGGAGAUUGAGACUAAGCUAAUUAAGGGUGAUGUUUAUAAGACAAGGGGUGGCGGACAAGCUGUUCAGUUUACUGGUAUCGAGACCCUAAAACAACAAUCUCCAGGCAGUAAUCGAAAGCGACAUUCAUCGUCAGCAGCACCUGCCCAACCAGAUGGCAUGGAGUCUGAAUUGACCGACAUAGAGACACGGUGCUCCAUGGCUGUGGAGAUGAGAGCGGGGUCUCAGCUGGGACCAGGAUACCAGCACCAUGCACAACCCAAGCGCAAGAAACCAUGAGUUUACAGUUGCAAAAGAACAUUGUCAUUGUAUACUGAUUCCUCCAAUGCCACCCAGACAUCGUCUUCCGGGUGACCUUAUGCAACAUCACGGUCCUCAGCUACGUACUACACUGGCCUAGAACAAGCUUCCUCCACGGUUCCAAAUCUAGGGUCCAGGAGGCUUCGUGUUUUAUAGACCUUGCUGUAUUUAAUAUUAAUAGCAGAGGAAUUCCUUCUUAUAUGUAUAUAUAUGAACUAUUUUUAUAAUGCUCUUUUGUAUAUUUUUGUACACUUACAACUACGGUAUUUUAAGCGAGUGUUUGUCUUGAUAAUUAAGGAAGAAUAUAUUAUAUCUAGAACACACUUCACUUUUUAUUGUCUUUUCCAGCUCUUGUCUGAUUAUUUCUCAAAUGCUGCUAUUGAUUAGCUGCAAGAAUGCACUUUAGACAUAUCUGACAAUUCAAACUUGCAAGAUAAGGCUGUCAGGGAUGGGCCAAUGAUAAAGCCCUUCUAGGAAGAUGUGGAGAAUUUCGUGUGUAUAUAUUCUUUGUGAUAUUCACAUAUACCGAAAGAAUUGAAAUUAAAAGCACUGUUAGAAAAGCAGAGCUGUGUGGCAGUUGU